AAAAGUCAAAACAAAAAUAAUGAAAACGAGAGUGAAGCAGCUAAGAGGGGAAGAGCGAUGGAAGGUGGGUACGGAAACCGUGGUUCCUCUUUCUCCCAAUCACGUCGUGGUCGAGGUCGCGGUCGCGGUCAAAGAUUUCCUUCGAAUCAAUCCAAAGUUUCAAGUUUUGCCGAAAGGGGCACUCCUUCUUCUAGUAGUGCCAACAGAGCUUCUGCCUCUGUUAUCAGUAACACGCAAGAAGACGACGCACAACCAUCUUCCAAUUUUGUUGGAACAUGUCCUUACAUGUGCCCAGAAAGAGAGAGGAUCCAGCGUGAAAAACUGCGAGAUUUGGCAAUUUUUGAGAGGCUACAUGGAAAUCCUGGAAAAUCAUCCCCAGCUCUUGCUGUCAAGAAGUUUUGCAGAACUAUAUCCACCAAAUAUGUUCAAGCAUCAGAUAUGCGGCCUAUUACUGUUUUGGAAGACACUUUAAAUUACCUUUUGAGUUUGCUGGAAUCUAAAGAGCAUUUGUUUGAAGUAGUUCAUGACUUUGUCUUCGAUAGAACGAGGUCCAUACGCCAAGAUAUUACCAUGCAAAAUAUUGUAAACAAGAAAGCAAUUUACAUGUAUGAGGGAAUGGUCAAAUUCCAUGUUGUAUCUCAUUACAAGCUUUGGUGUUCUAUGUCUGAUCCAAACACUGCAUCGUUGCAUCAUCUCAAUAUGGAACAGCUCACAAAGACAUUGGCUUCUUUGUUCAAUCUGUACGAAGCAAAUCAAAAUUCAAAUCAUGUGCAUGAGAAUGAAGCUGAGUUCCAUUCAUUAUAUGUGCUGCUUCAUCUUGGUUCUUACAGCCAACCGAUGGGGGAGCCACUUUCUUUGUGGUUUCAACGUGUAUCAACUCCAGUAUUGAAGUCAAAAGAAAUGUGUUUUGCUAGGAGAAUCUUACGAUCAUUUCGACUUGGUAAUUAUAAGGAUUUCUUCUGUACUGCAGCAGCUCAGGCAUCAUAUCUGCAGUUCUGCAUUAUGAUGCCUUAUAUCAAUGAAGUUCGUGUGCUGGCUUUAUCUUGCAUAAAUUUUGGUGGAUACAAGCUUCAUCCAUAUCCUCUGUUGGAUCUUUCAAAACUCCUGUUCAUAAAGGAAUCAGAUUUAGAAUCCUUUUGCAAUCAUUGCGGUCUUGAGACUGGUACAGAUGAAUCUGGAAAUAAGCUACUUCCCACAAAGCAAACUACAUUCAGUCAUCCCAAAGGUGGGUUCCAAAGAUAUAGUUUCUUGGGCUUGCAAGAAUAUGAAAGGUAGUUUCAGAGCUUUUGUAGAUCCUGGAUGGCCACACCUAUUUUCACUACUUUCCCUAGGUAUUAUCGAGAUCAUACUUGGUGUUGGUGAUACAAUGUGACUAUGAUCGUUCACAAGUGUCUCUUUGUGGUGCUUUUGAAAACAUGGGAACAAAUUGUACUAUACACAACUAUUUUUGCACCCUUAUGCCUUAUUGUACAUUGAGUCUGUAUUUGGUACGCGACAAUUGUAUAACUCUUUAAGCUAUCUGUAAACCAGUGUAUGUAACAUUAUUAUGGUAAGGUUUCUCUUUACUUGCAGUAACAAACUAACAAUUAGGUA
Messenger RNA from Glycine soja, 1593 nucleotides. Its product is annotated as SAC3 family protein C-like. Gene Ontology annotation, biological process: mRNA export from nucleus. NCBI's taxonomy places the organism in Eukaryota, Viridiplantae, Streptophyta, Magnoliopsida, Fabales, Fabaceae. The transcript has 8 exons. Bases 58 to 1275 code for a protein of 405 amino acids. Gene Ontology annotation, cellular component: nucleus; cytoplasm; transcription export complex 2. The record is from RefSeq and is a predicted model, not a curated record.